This is a messenger RNA of Euleptes europaea (tarantolino), 942 nucleotides long. RefSeq names its product zinc finger protein 239-like. The annotation marks the transcript as partial. The record is from RefSeq and is a predicted model, not a curated record. The transcript has a single exon. Lineage: Eukaryota; Metazoa; Chordata; Lepidosauria; Squamata; Sphaerodactylidae. Gene Ontology annotation, molecular function: DNA-binding transcription factor activity, RNA polymerase II-specific; RNA polymerase II cis-regulatory region sequence-specific DNA binding. Gene Ontology annotation, biological process: central nervous system development; regulation of transcription by RNA polymerase II. Gene Ontology annotation, cellular component: nucleus.
AGACCCCAGCCAGGACAAAGAGCCUUUCAAGGCCCUGACAGCAGGAAAAGUUUGCACUCGAACCAAACACUCCUUAAACACCAGAAAAACCACGUUGCGGAGAGUCCCCAUCAGUGCCCUGACUGCGGGAAGCGCUUCACGCAGCGUUCGAGCCUGACCAUCCACCGGAGGAUCCACACGGGGGAGAAGCCCUACCCAUGUCCACAGUGCGGGAAAUGCUUCCGGCAGAGUUCGAACCUUCUCAAACAUCAGAGAAUCCACUCUGGGGAGAAGCCACACCAGUGCCCAGAAUGCGGGAAAUGCUUCGCCCAGCGCUCGAACCUCCUGAUCCACCAGAGGACCCACACGGGGGAGAUGCCCUACAUCUGCCCCGAGUGUGGGGCCUGCUUCAGCCAGCACCGAGGCCUCGUGACCCAUCAGAGGAUCCACAUGGAAGAGAUGCCCUAUGGAUACGGCUGUCCGGACUGCGGGAAAUGUUUCCAGCAGAACUCCGACCUCACUAAACAUCUUAGAGUCCACACGGGCGAGAAACCAUACAGCUGCCCGGCAUGCGGGAAGAGCUUCAGCUACAGCUCGAACCUCAGCAAGCACCAGAGAAUCCACACGGGUGAGAAGCCGUAUCUCUGCAACGUGUGCGGGAAAAGCUUCAGCCACCUGUCGACGCGGAAUACGCACCAGCGGGUCCACACGGGGGAAAGGCCCUACGGCUGUACAGAGUGCGGGAAAAGAUUCAUUUCCAGCUCCAAACUCACGAGGCACCUGAGAACCCAUUCAGGGCACACCCCCUACAUCUGCAACGAAUGUGGGAGGAGCUUCAGUUCCCACGGUACUCUGACCACACAUCAGAGAAUCCACUCUGCUGAGAGCUACAGCAUGAAAAAUUCUUGGGAAGCUAUGGAGCAGAGGCUCGGCAGCCCCGUGGGCAUCGAGUCACCUUUGUGA